Corythoichthys intestinalis (scribbled pipefish) is the source of this 3083-nucleotide messenger RNA. It is a transcript of the gene adora2aa, whose product is annotated as adenosine A2a receptor a. Gene Ontology annotation, biological process: adenylate cyclase-activating G protein-coupled receptor signaling pathway; G protein-coupled adenosine receptor signaling pathway. Gene Ontology annotation, cellular component: plasma membrane. The record is from RefSeq and is a predicted model, not a curated record. The transcript has 3 exons. Gene Ontology annotation, molecular function: G protein-coupled adenosine receptor activity. NCBI's taxonomy places the organism in Eukaryota, Metazoa, Chordata, Actinopteri, Syngnathiformes, Syngnathidae. The coding region runs from base 961 to 2259 and encodes 432 amino acids.
UAUAAGUAGCAGAGAUGAAUCUCUAGUCAUUUUGUUACUAUCAAGCGUUCCAAUCAAUACCAGUAAACACUUUUAUUUUAAUUUUUUACAUGUCUGUGCUUAUUCUUUUUGCCAGUAUAUUUUUUUAGCAUGAGGACACUCAUGUUCUCAGCAUAGAUUGAAAUCAAGUUUUGCUCUUUGUUGACAAGUCCAUUAAGAAUCUUGUAAUCCAUUUAAAGGGAAUGUCAACAGACCGCAUUGAGAGCCAUUGUAAACAAUCAGAUGUGAAAUGUUCUAUUAUGGUUUGCCGUCUACGGUAAAGCAUGUCUGCAUGAGUAGUCGCCCGUCUCAGGUGUCACACUCUAAUGUGUGUCAUCAAGAGAUAGGCCCACAUCUGUCCACGUAGCAGGCUUUUAGCUGCUCCUUCACUGAACAGCAAAAAGCCGCACACUGUAUGCAGAGAGGGUGUGCCUCUUCUAUUCGAGUCAUAAAAAAAAAAUAAAAAAAUAAAAAAAAAGAGAAGAAAAAAAGCGAGUUAUCGAUCAGUAAUAUUCACACUGAGCACAGGGAAGCUGAGACAAAACAGGAGGAGAUACAGCAUGGUAACAGAUCUCACUGACUGCUGUUGAACAAGAGCGAAAUCAGUCAGUGCUCCAUUGGCGUGCGUUGCUGGUAUCAUCGCACCCCCUCGAGAGAUUCAUGGGAAAACUCCGCAGAGGGGAAGGAUCUGCGGGGAUCUAGGAGCAGAGACGCUUUUGGUGGAAGAGGGUAUAUCUGACUUUGUCCCGUGAUUAGAGACUUGGAGUUUAUCUGCUUUUCACUCAAGCUUCUUACCAGAUGGGAAUGAGCCACAGCUUCUUAUCAUUGGUUUCUGAAGGUCAAAGGUGAAGAUGCUGAGCUUACUGGUGGCCUGGCCGUAACUAUGGUAGUUGAGGUGAGGCUUCCUCCCUCCUCGUUGGUCAAAUUUCGUCUUUUCACAUCAUGCUGGAAGACCCCGCUAUUUCUGCGCCUUACAUGGUGGUGGAGUUGCUGAUCGCCAUCUUCUCAGUGCUGGGCAAUGUACUGGUCUGCUGGGCCGUGUUCAUCAACAGCAACCUGCAGAACAACACUAACUUCUUUGUGGUGUCGCUGGCCGUGGCCGACAUUGCAGUGGGAGUCCUGGCUAUUCCGUUCGCCAUCGUCAUCAGCAUCGGCUUUUGCUCCAAGUUCUACGGGUGUCUCUUUAUCGCCUGCUUCGUGCUCAUCCUCACCCAGAGCUCCAUUUUCAGCCUGCUGGCCAUCGCCAUGGACCGCUACAUUGCAAUCAAGCUACCUCUCAGGUAUAACAGCCUGGUGACGGGCCAGCGCGCACAGUGCAUCAUCGCCGUCUGCUGGGUUCUCUCUAUCGUCAUUGGCCUCACCCCAAUGAUGGGCUGGCACAAGAUAUCCCAAAAAGAAACCGGCAACUGCCCACCGGGACUCAUGACGUGCCUCUUUGAGGAGGUGGUGGUCAUGGAUUAUAUGGUGUACUUUAAUUUUUUUGCCUGCGUCAUGAUCCCCCUGCUGCUGAUGCUAGCCAUCUACCUGUGUAUAUUUAUGGCGGCUCGUCGCCAGCUCAAGCUCAUUGAGGUCAAGGCGGUUCAUGGGGAAAAGUCACGCUCCACGCUCCAAAAAGAGGUCCAAGCCGCCAAAUCUCUUGCCAUCAUUGUGGGACUGUUUGCUGUCUGUUGGCUGCCCUUGCACAUCAUCAACUGUUUCACUCUUUUCUGCCCCAAGUGUCAGCGUCCGCCGCUGUUAGUCUUGUACGUGGCCAUCAUCCUGUCGCACGGCAACUCUGUGGUCAACCCUUUCAUCUACGCUUACCGCAUCCGUGAGUUCCGGCAAACCUUCCGAAAAAUAAUACGGCGUCACAUUUUAGGUCGGCAGGAACUGCCGGAGGGAAACACCUGUAAUCGCAACUCACUUCACAGCAGCUUCACCGACUCCAUCAGGCUCAAGGCCAAUGGCCUCAGCUUCGACUUUGGCGCUGAGCGUGGCGAUUCCGAAAACUCCGCUCGUGUCUCUCCUGUAGGGGGCGGUUUGUUGGCGGCAUCCCAAACCCCCCUGUCACUCGUUGUCCCCAAUGGUCCUAAAGUGGAUGCCGUCAGACUGACUCAAACACAUGUCUGUCAUGGCGGACUGUAUUUGGUGCCAUCAGAGGGUGUGGAAGUAAAUAAACCACAGAACCAGCGCCCCAUCCAGGAGCAACCAACGAUAAACAGGCAGAAAAGGGGAAGUAGUCCGAGUGAGCUGAUGUCUUGACGCAAAAUGAAGUCAUGAACCACUGGUCAAAAUGUCUUGAAUAGUCCAAAAAGGAAUUAUUAUUUGGGCCAUUCCAAAAUUGAAGGAUAUUUGGGCUUCAAAGUGCUUCUCUUAAAUUAUUCUGAUUCUCUGCAACAUAGUCAUCAAUAAAAGCUUAAUCUUACAGAUAAACGAAAUGGUUUUCAUUGAUUUUUUUGGAGGGUGUUUACAGGAAUCGGUAUAUUCACAGAAGGAGGUGGGUAGUAGCGUGCUACGUUUACUCUGUUACAUUUACUUGAGUAACUUUUUGAGAAAAAUGUACUUCUAAGAGUAGUUUUACUAAGCUGUACUUUAUACUUGAGUAGAUUUGUGAAGAAGAAACUCUACUCUUACUCCACUACUUUGGGCUACACUAGUGGUUACAUUUUAUCAUUUUAUUCAACCUAUUAGUUUUUCCUUUUUUUUGCCAACAGUUGCACUACGACGUAGAGAUGUCCCGAUCGAUCGGGUCCGAUCACGUCAUUAUCAAAGUAUCGGAAUCGGCAAAAAAAUAUCGGACAUGCCUUUUUUAAAUAUAUAUAUUUUCUUUAAUUAAAUUGUUUUCUAAUUGUAUUUAACGUUACAGACAUAAUAUGUUACACUCAUCCAGAGCCUUUAGUUUAGGCUUCAGGUAGGGUUAUCAAAUUUAUCCCGUUAACGGCGGUAAUUAAUUUUAAAAAAUUUAUCACGUUAAAAUAUUUAACGCAAUUAACGCAUGCGCUGCACGACCCACUCACGCAUUGUCGCGUUCAAUCUGUAAUGGCGCCGUUUUACCUAUAUACAGUGCCUUGCAAAAGUAUUCGGCC